Molecule: messenger RNA, 669 nt
Organism: Fonsecaea nubica
Lineage: Eukaryota; Fungi; Ascomycota; Eurotiomycetes; Chaetothyriales; Herpotrichiellaceae
Exons: 3
Coding region: 1-669 (222 amino acids)
Source: RefSeq, a predicted model, not a curated record
AUGUCUGAGCUACCCGAUUACUAUGCUGUCCUCGAAGUUGCCCCCGACAGCGACCAGGAAGCAAUCAAGAGAGCUUACAAGAAAGCCGCGCUGAAAUGGCAUCCAGAUCGCGUUGCGGCCGACUCGGACGAGCGUCCCAAGCGGACGAAAAUGUUCCAAAAGAUCAAUGACGCCUACUACACUCUGUCCGAGCCCACGAGACGGCGAGAAUACGACGAAGCAAGGCGUUUCCACGGCACCACGAGCUUUGACGAGUCUGCCGACGAAGAAGUUCCCAGGCCCCCUCCGCAGACGGGUCCCCAGUCUUGGUUCAACAUGUUCGGCUUUGGUCGACCGGCGGGAGACGCACAAGAAGACCAGUUUGCAAACGAACAGUUCAAGAGUGCGUUUGAAGAGAUGAUGCAGGAGGACGAGUUGGCCGAUGACACUCACACGCCCACGAAGCGGUUCUGGACUAUCGCCGGAGGUAUUUCGGGUGGCGUUCUCGGUUUCAUUGUCGGCAACUCUGUCGGCAUGGUGACAGGUGCUGCAGCCGGCAGCAAGAUGGGCGCCAUACGUGACAAGCAAGGGAAGUCGGUCUAUGAGGUGUUCCAAGCGCUCGACCAGGGUCAAAAAGCUCGCAUACUGAGCGAGCUUGCUGCGAAGCUGUUUAGCGGCGCGAUCAGUUGA